Molecule: messenger RNA, 2904 nt
Organism: Columba livia (rock pigeon)
Lineage: Eukaryota; Metazoa; Chordata; Aves; Columbiformes; Columbidae
Gene: RP9
Product: RP9 pre-mRNA splicing factor
Exons: 5
Coding region: 59-865 (268 amino acids)
Biological process (GO): RNA splicing
Source: RefSeq, a predicted model, not a curated record
AGAGAGGAGGGGCGUACCCGCGGCCUCUCCGUCCGCCGCGGCUCUGCCCGCCGCGCCCAUGUCCCACAGGGCGCCGAGGGGGCAGGAGGAAGAGGAGGGGGGCGCGGGGGAGGGAGCGGCGAGGGGCAGUCAGGCGCGGCCCAGGAGCCACCCGGAGUCCGCGGCCAGCGGCGGCAGGAGCCAGGACCGGCAUGAGAGGAAACGGAAGCGGCAGGAGGCGCAGCAGCUCCAGAAGCUCCAGCACCUGGAGUCCUUGAGAAUGAAACAAAACCAGAAGACUGCAUACCUGAUGUACCAGGCAAUGAAAGUGCACGAGAAUUCCUGGCACAUGCCCCAACAAAAGGGCUUUGGAUGCCUUUGGGAAAAGAAGUCAAAGUCAUGCAGUGUAAGGCUGAAAACAUUCCAGAUGUCAUUGGACCUUCGUAUAGCCAUCCGUUUACUCUGGGGGAGGGCAGAAUGUCUGGUGGACAGAUGGCAAGUUCCAGGUUGGAGGUGUAAACGUUAUGGACACAGAACAGGAGAUAAAGAAUGCCCGUUCUUCAUUAAAGGCAAUCAGAAAUUGGAACAAUUUAGAGUAGCACAUGAAGAUCCAAUGUAUGAUAUCAUAAGGGAAAAUAAACGUCAUGAAAAAGAAAUGAGGAUACAGCAACUGAAGCGGCUCCUGGAAGACUCUACCUCAGAAGAUGAUAGCAGUGAUGACAGUGAUGAAGAUGAUGAAGGUGGCAGCAGCUCCACCUCCUCAGAAUGUAGAGAUAAACACAAGAAAAAAAAGAGGAAGAAGGAAAAGAAAAAGAAAGAAAAGAAGAAAAAGAAAAAGAGAAAGCGUAAAUCAUCUAAAUCUAAUGAGAAGUCAGAAUCUGACUGACAGGAGUCACCUGCUGCACGCUUAUUGACCUCUACUUGUGAACUGAUCAAAAGGAGGAAGAAACCACCAGAAAGGGCUUUAAUAAACUCAGAACAUACAGAUGGUUACAUAUAACAUCCUACACUGGCUGUGCUCCUCUGCCUCUUUGCAGUGCUGCAGCCAGAAAGAAAAGAGGUGCAGUCAAUGAUAAUCAACCAUAUCUUUACACUGUAAAACAUGUGCUGAGGCUCAUCCAUUGUGGUCACAUUGGGCCUCUGAGUUGCCAGAUGUGACUCUUGGCAGAACACAAUGACAACCAAGAUAGCACCAACAAAUCUGCAGAGUUCAGCAGACUGUCCAUUGAAGUGUCUUUUCUCCAUGAAGUUAUUUUAUUAUAUACAAAGCCUCAUUGUAACAGGACUGCAAUUUGUACCAUGCAGAGCACUGAGAGCUCACUUGCAGUGCUUACACUAAGUAGGUUGUACUGUAUUGUUGUUCUCUGCAUGCUGCCUAUAUGCUGAAGUUCAGUGUACUUAUGCUAGUACUGGCAGCUAGGGAAAUAAAGAGCAUUACUGAAGGUGAAAACAUUAAUCAAGGGGAUUUACUUUAAAACAAAACUGCAGCAUCAGCAAGACUUGGGUUUUUUUUGUGUAGAAAAAUUGCAUCAUCAUCACCAUUAAUACACAUAGUUCUGCAGCACCUGAAGUGUUCUCCAGACCCUAGGAGUGAGAUCUAAGUGUAAUGAUGUGAGAUGUUCAACUUUACUGUAAAGAGGUAGUGGUUUCUGUUAUCUAAAAAGUGGGUUUUCAUGUUAGAAAUGAAAAAGAUUUAAUUUCUACAUACACUUCAGUAUCAGUUGUUUUGAUACAUUUGAGAUUGUUGUUGGUUUUGGUUUUUUUUUUUUUUCCUUUUAAAAAGGCCUGGCAAAAUAAAUUCCAACUUAUUUUUUAUGUUCAGUAUAAUUAUUUUAUGUAGUAAUACUUUAUGAAUCAUCCCCCAAGAAUAUAAAUGUUGAAGGCUUCCAAAUUCUUUUCAACUAUAUACACAUAAGCUACAGAACAGUAGUAAAGAACUUGUAAGCAGAAAGAAGGGAAAGUUUUGGGUACUUGACUUUGUGGACUCACCACAUUUUUGUUUUGCAUAAUCUUGCAGGCGACUAGAAAGAUUGAGAUAGCUAUAAAACGCCAUAGAGUAAGCAUUUCUUUGAAACCUUAAGGUACAGUGGUACAAAUCUGUGAUUUGAGGACCUAGAUUAUGUAUGUUGGUGCUUUGCAAAAGGAGAAAAAAAAUAGAUUUGCUCUGAAAGUGCUAGGAAGGACUUGUAUAAAACUUAAUCUCUGUGCUUGUGCUUACAUUGAGGUAAAAAAAACAAAGCCCCAAACAUGAUAAAGCUCUAACAUUAGUAGAGCAAACAUUAACCAUGAAAUCAAGGAACCAUAGACUAAAAUGCAUUUAAGAUUUUCCCCCUGAGAGCUUUGGAAAAGACAGAGAAAAGUAUAUGCUAAAAUGUAUUUUCUCCCUCCUACUUGUCUUAGGAGUUUUUUAGUAAAAAUAAACCCACAUUCCUUGCCAAUCAUUCAUAACACAUUCUGGGUAAAAACAAAGUAGUCAACACCUACAUAAAAAGAUUCUUCAAUGUAUUCACAGAGCCUGAUCAUGGAGUUGUAUUUUGUCCUUCAGAUUAUUUAGCACAUCUCCUUGUGAUGGGAUUUACUGGUUACUCCUGAUAGUUCCUUGUAUCAGCAUCAUCAGCAAAUUCAGAGCUCCUGACUCUUUCACCAGAAAGAGUUAAACAGCUGAAACAGUACAAGUAAAUGUAUAGUGGACUGGUUCUCCAUAGUGCCACACGUGGUCCUGAGAAAAUCCAUGUGUUCAUAGCAUUGGUGAUUGUUGGACAGAUGCUGGAAGCCACAGCAAGUUUUCACCUGAUGCAUUCCAAGAGAAUUCUUACUCAAGUUUGUCUGGAGCAGAGCUAACCUAAAGAUAACUUCUGUUACUUCAACUUUUGUCAUUUAAGAUUCUUCUGAAGUUUAAUAAAAACAAAUUCAGUUUUUUCUUAA